GGCACCUGCCAGUCAGUUCGGGCAGAAAUCUCUCAUUUUACGAUCGUUCGUCAACAUAAAUUGUUGUACUAAAUUCAAAGAAACGGAGUCCGCUUUUCAAGACGCGAUUGAAGUGAGCACAUAGCACCCCAACAUUAGGCGAUUAAAUUAUUCGUAAGCCCAGUGGAUCUGCAAAAUCGACACCAAAUGGAAGCCGUCGAGGGUCAGAGCCUGGUCAUCAAGAUGACCCAGAAGAACAAGGAGACGCAGACAGUGAAGUUGGGAACAGGCGCCGCACUGGGCGACAACUGGUACAACCCGGCGGCCUACGGAGCGGGGGCUGCCCCCUUCGGGGCUCCCCCAUUGACGCCUCCGCCGGCGCCUCCGCACCACGCCGUCUCGUGCCAGUUCUACAUGGACCGCGAGGAGCAGCUGUACCGCCGCGCCUGCCAGAUGAAGGGCAUCCGCGUGGAGCGGCUGAACGAGAUCCGCGAGAAGGAGGACGACUCGAACGGGUCCGAGGAGGAGCCCCCGAAGGGCAUCCGCUACCGCUACACCCUGGACGAGAUGAAAAGCUACAACCCCUACCGCUACAUCAACUUUUGAGAGCCGCCUCGCAGCAGCCGCAGCCCCACCCACAUCCACCGAA
Drosophila ficusphila is the source of this 628-nucleotide messenger RNA. RefSeq lists its product as uncharacterized. Lineage: Eukaryota; Metazoa; Arthropoda; Insecta; Diptera; Drosophilidae. The record is from RefSeq and is a predicted model, not a curated record.